GUAGCCGACCUAGGGUCUCCUGGCGACGACGAUGGCGGGGGAUGUGGGCGGUCGCAGCUGCACUGACUCGGAGCUGCUGCUGCACCCGGAGCUGCUGUCCCAAGAGUUCCUUCUCCUCACCCUGGAGCAGAAGAACAUAGCUGUUGAAAAUGACAAAAGAAUAAACAAAGACAAUCUUACUGACCUUUAUGUCCAGCAUGCCAUACCAUUGCCUCAGAGAGAUUUGCCAAAGAAUAGAUGGGGGAAAAUGAUGGAAAAGAAAAGAGAACAACAUGAGAUAAAAAAUGAAACUAAAAGGAAUAGCACUGCGGAUGGGUUAAGGAAAAGACCCCUCAUUGUAUUUGAUGGAAGUUCAACAAGUACAAGCAUAAAAGUGAAAAGGACAGAGAAUGGUGAUGAUGAUCGACUCAAGCCUCCCGCUCAGGCAAGCUUUACCAGUAAUGCCUUUAGAAAAUUAUCAAAUUCCUCUUCAAGUGUUUCACCCUUAAUUCUGUCUUCCAACUUGCCUACCAACAAUAAAAUGGAACACAGUAAUAAUGAUACUAAACAGAACCAUGACUUAACGCAUAGGAAAAGUCCUUCGGGCCCUGUGAAGUCACCACCUUUGUCCCCUGUUGGAACUACUCCAGUGAAGUUAAAGCGCGCUGCUCCUAAAGAAGAAGCAGAGGCUGUGAAUAACCUGAAACCCCCAGAAGCAAAGAGGAAGAUACAACAUGUUACAUGGCCGUGAAGGAGAGUUUCCCAAAAUAAAAAAACUUGCCUUGCUCACCCUGACUAGGAAAGAAUUUCUUUUCAAACAAAUGACUGGGUAUAAGUCAUUUAUCUUGGCUCUAAACAAAUCAUCAGCUGCAAGUCUGCUAUAAAACACCUGGUGCAUUUUCGAAAUUAUUCGCAUUAGUCUGUUUUUGGGGAAAUAUGAGAUUUUCUUUUUAACUCAGAUAUUCUAGUAGUUAGUUUUUAUUUUCCAAACCAAAAGAAUAUAACAGUUCAUUACAAUACUUUAGUAUUAGCAAACUCAUCUUCGAGGUUCACCAAGAAAAGCAUGUUUGAAGCGCUGGCAGAAAACUACUCAGAAUAUACAGAUAAAAUUGCUGUUCUCUCAACUGCUUAUGUAGCUUCUUCCCAUAAAAACCAAAAGGGGGUCAGUGCUUGCUGUCACUCCUUCCCUGGAGUCGUUGCAGACACGAUACAUUAUGAGUGUAGGUUAAGCCAGUACCUAGCCCAUCCUGUAGGAUGUUGUCAUGCCAGCGUCUUACCUGCCUUUUCCAGAGCUGUCUGAUCUCUAUGAGCUCAUGUGUUACUUCUUCCUAGAAGUUUAAUAUAUUCAAAAUGAAGCUGAAUUUAAACUCUUCAGGUAAGAUAAUCAUGUCAGAGUUGAUACUGGAUGGCAGAAAGUUUAGAGGAUAGGAAGAAGGCAGACAGAAUCCAGGAAGUAUAGUAUAGCCCUGAAUGGGGCAACUGCCACCUGGAAUAGGCAGAAGAGAAGAGACUGAUGUCAGAAAAGACUGCAGAGCAUAGAACGCAGAACAAGCAGACGAGCUGGAAGCGGCUCCCUGCUGGUGUGACAUGGACUGGCUACAGGGCUGUCACACACAAGUAUCUAAUAAAAUUUUGUGUUAUCAUUUCAAUGGUAUAGUGGAAGUUAGUGGGAAAAUAAGGUAAACCUUGUAUUCAUGAAUCCUAGUGUGCUCUUUUCUGUUAAGUAUUUCUAACCAAGUACAAAGAAUACUUUAUACUCUCUCCCUUGUGUGAUACUCAAAUUCAGAUUUGCCUUUUCAAGUUUUUAGAGGAGUCUCAUUCCUCUCUUGAUUUGUUAAAGCAGACAUUUUAGUUCAGCUAUUGACUAGCCUUGCAAAAAAUUAAUUCAGCCCUGCAGAUAAGUACUGUACUAAAACUUGAGCCCUACAGUUUUCAGUCAUUCUACCUUUUCCCAAACUAUAAAUCUAUACAUAUAAGACACAACUGAUGCAUACCUAGUGUUGCAUAAAUUGUUAAUGUUAUGCUAAAUUGAUAAAUAUAUAGUUAUCGGCAGGGCUGAUUCAUGUAAUAUUGUUGAAGGAUAACUGAUUCUAUACAUAACUAUUUGUUAAGGGAUAUUUUUAAAGUGCAGAUUUUAGGGUAGAAUGACAAAUUCUAUUUUAUAUUCAGUUGCCCCUCUUCUUCCAUCUGUAUUUCUCUCUUAGUUAAGAGAGAGCUAGCCAUUUGACAGUUUUAAGUCAGUGGAAACUUAUUUUUAGUUAUUCAAUAAAAUUAAUUUUUAAUUUGUAUAUUUAACUUACAGAGUAGGUUGCUAACAGCUGAACUGUGUAACAUUGUUGCUUCAAAUUGAAGUUUAAAUUAUAAACAUUUAAGAUCAGUGCUCAUAUAGCAGCAUCUUACUGAGCUAUUUUGAGUUAGAAAUGUGGAGAAGCACUAAAGCAUGUACUACGUAGUACAUAAUACUAACAACUUAAAAGGCUGUGCCUUCUCAAGGUAUAUAGAUGCAGCUCGUCUUGAAACAUUUUCUUUACAUGAGCUUGCUGAAUGAUGGGAAUCUGAAGCAGAAGGGAUCUUAUGUUUUGAAGUAUUGCUUUGAUGUGCUUUAAAGGUUAGGUCUUGAUUUGAACAACAGAAAACUUUGGAAUACUCUUCACUCAUUAACAUGAGUGAACUUUGUGACUCUUGAUUUUGUUUUCAAAUGAGCAGCUUUUCUUACUGGAUAGGCACAUGAAUGGCAUUUGAGUCAGUGAGUGGCUUUGAGGUAUGGUUAGUGGGUGCUUUACCACUUCCUGCCAUAGGUAGUGUACCUUGUUUUCUGUUUACCCUCUUUUUUCAUAUUUUCACUUUAUUUGCUUCCAUUUUCCUUCUUCCUUUCUGUAGAUCCUAAGCUUCAGGCUUAGGUUUGUGAGUUACAUUGCUUGACCCUACUCAUUCACUGAGGGGUGAAGAUAGGCUAACCCCUGAUCCUCACAUUUGAAGAUCAAAGAUUACUAUGUGAAUUCUGGAAAGUUGUGAGACCCCACAGUACCAUGGUACCAUGUUGAUUCCCCGUGGUUGUAAAGGCAGUACAGUUUAUCAAAAUAGCUGUAUUUAUGUAGACAACUUUCAGGCACUUUGAAAAGUUGGUUCAACUACAAUGAGGCCGUAAUAUUUUUGCUACUAUUAAAAUUCUUCAGAAUUCUAAUUAUUAUUUAAAAUAAUAUUUUGGUUGACUUAAGUUUUGAGAAACAAUUCUAAAAUGAUCUUUAGACUCAUUCAGUAGCAAUGACUUUUUAAAAACUUACAUUAAGUAAAACUGCCAGUAGAUUAAAUGACAUGUAUAUAACUGUUACCUCUACUUACUACUGUGGAACUUCAGUAAUUUUUAGAGGCUACAAAAUAGUCAAAAUGUUUCUAAGUGUGCUCUUUUAUUAAAUGCUUGUGCAGGUUUUGUAAUACAGGACAGAAAAGUUUAACCUUCUAAUGUACAUUUUUUUGUAUGUAAGUCUUUUAAGUAGCCUUAUCCUUAUUUAAGUAAAUUGAAUAAAAGUAUUGAGUUGGUCUGUCAUUUAUAA
Molecule: messenger RNA, 3533 nt
Organism: Condylura cristata (star-nosed mole)
Lineage: Eukaryota; Metazoa; Chordata; Mammalia; Eulipotyphla; Talpidae
Gene: TSLIG2
Product: chromosome unknown open reading frame, human C2orf49
Exons: 5
Coding region: 32-730 (232 amino acids)
Biological process (GO): embryonic morphogenesis
Cellular component (GO): tRNA-splicing ligase complex
Source: RefSeq, a predicted model, not a curated record